Molecule: messenger RNA, 1627 nt
Organism: Cajanus cajan (pigeon pea)
Lineage: Eukaryota; Viridiplantae; Streptophyta; Magnoliopsida; Fabales; Fabaceae
Product: transcription factor UNE12
Biological process (GO): regulation of transcription by RNA polymerase II
Cellular component (GO): nucleus
Molecular function (GO): DNA-binding transcription factor activity, RNA polymerase II-specific; protein dimerization activity; RNA polymerase II cis-regulatory region sequence-specific DNA binding
Source: RefSeq, a predicted model, not a curated record
UUAUUAAUAAAAGGCAGAAGGGUGUGUUGUCCAUGCGUAAUGAGAAGUGAGAAAUUGGAAAAGCUGAAAAGCUUACAGUGGCAAAUAUAAAGCGGUAGGAAUCGUGCAGUCCCAUUGAGUCUCUGUUUGGUUGUGACAUGGCGGGUAACAGCUCGGAGGGGUUGGGCGACGAUUUCUUGGAACAGAUCUUAGCAGUGCCGGAAGCUCCGGUGGGUUAUGUGGGCAGAAACGUAGUGAGCGAUGUGGGAGUGUUGCAAUUGGGUUUCAGACCUCUGGGGUUGAAUUUGGAGCAAAGCGGUUUUGUAAGACAGCAACAGCAAGAGGACCUGAAUUCGACAUCCUCAUCAGCCUCUUCGACAGAUAUGCGGGGUUUGUUUUCAGCGUUUGGGCAAAUGCAUAGUCCUACUCUUGCUCCCUCUGUCCGCCCCACGCUGCCUCCUCACCCUCAACUCCACCUCCACCAACAGGUAGCAAAUGUGAACAUUAAUGAUCAUGGCAGUGGAUCCUCCAUCUCGUCUUUAACGGCUUUUCAGGGCCAGGCAGCUGCAGGUCCAGCAUCAAUGGGUGCUACACCGCAACCACCUGGGAUCCGUCCUCGUGUGAGAGCAAGAAGAGGGCAAGCCACAGAUCCCCAUAGUAUAGCUGAGAGGUUGCGUCGUGAAAGAAUCGCUGAAAGAAUGAAGGCAUUGCAGGAAUUAGUUCCCAGCAUCAAUAAGACUGACAGAGCAGCGAUGCUUGAUGAAAUUGUGGAUUAUGUCAAGUUCCUAAGGCUCCAGGUUAAGGUCCUGAGCAUGAGUAGACUUGGUGGAGCUGGUGCAGUUGCUCAGCUCGUGGCUGAUGUACCCCUUUCUGCAGUGGAGGGGGAGGACAUAGAAGGUGGAGGCAAUGAGCAAGCCUGGGACAAGUGGUCCAAUGAUGGCACAGAACAACAAGUGGCAAAACUCAUGGAAGAAGAUGUGGGAGCAGCUAUGCAAUUUCUUCAGUCCAAGGCACUUUGCAUCAUGCCAAUAUCUCUAGCCUCAGCCAUUUUUCGUAUGCCUCAAUCAGAAGCAUCAACAGGCAUCAAGCCUGAAUCAAAUAGCCACUGAUAGAACCGAACAAAAGUAUCAUGACAGACAUUAAUUACAUAAUUUUGUUUAGCCAAAUCUUCCUCCUUUAUGACAAGGGUAUUCUACUUUCUUGUGUGAUUUCCUGAUUGGAUGGAGAAGGAUAUAGUCGGUGCAGAUGUUCACUCUUCUCAAGUUUUGUCAAACUAGGAGUAAUUGUUAUUCCUAAUCAGUAAAACUGGAGGAGCCCAGCAUGUCCUUGUCAUGGUGAAGAUCAAUAUUUUCAAUGGCUUUAUUGAUGUUUUUCUUCCAAAUAUCUGUGGUGGGGUUGGUGGCGGAUGACCAAAAUAUUUGUAGUGGAAGCUCUUUUCUUCGUUUUUGAAUUUUAGUCAGUGGGAAGUGGGACCAAUUAAAAGGAAAGGAUGGGUACGCAUGAUGUAUGUGGAGAAAACUUUAAUGCAAAUUGAAUUAAAAUAUGGUUAGUUACCUUGUAAAGAUGUUUGGAAGCAUCUGACAAUUGGAAAAGCUAAAGGUAUUUUAAAAUAAUCAUACAUGUUGAGAUUUUUGUUUGCUUCUUAAAC